GGUCUCCCGUCUUAGGUCUCGACGUAUGAUUUUAAGCGGGAUACUUUUAGAAAUUACAGUCUUUUCCGUACGCUAAAGAGAAGUUGAUUUGUAUUUGUUAUUGUACUGGCACCCGACCACUUGCACAUACAGAACGAAGGGUCAACGUAUUAUGUUGCAGGAAGGAGCGAAAAAGUGAGUGGACCGGGGAGCCACGUCAGGGGACUGAAGUCGUGUUGAUGAAUGUGAUAAGUAUAAGAAAAAAUACUCCGACAAAGAGGAAACAUUUCAAAUAAGCAGAUUGCAUACGGCAAGCAAAGGCAGGGGAUGAAGGAUAAAGAGGAAAGACUAGCUGAAAAUGGUUUGCAAAACUGAACAUCAUUGCAGCCGAGGUACUGCAGCUUGUGGACAAUAGGAAACUAUUCUUUUUGAGUUUAAAAAGAAGUCUCCAGCAGAUUCUUAUUCUCGGUACAAUGGAAAUGGCAAUAAAUUAUCAAGAUUCUGAGAAGACUGACAGCCUGUGUGCUGUUGAAGUCAGCAGUGAACUGCAACAACCAGAGGGUGUUGAAAAUAGUACAUCAGUGGCAAAUGGACUAAUUGGCUCUCUGAUUCAAGCAGACCUGCUGCAAAAAGGAGGCCAAUCUCUUGGUGAGGGAGGCCCUGUUGGCAUGACACAGAACUGCCCCAAUGGACCCUUGUUCUUAACUCAAGAUAGUUACUCCAGCAGCCUCCAGAGGGCAGAGCUAUCUUCAGGUUCUCUGGAGCCAUCUUUGGAGUUGGAGAAUGAGGAGCAGAUUAGACUACAGGCACGGCGCCGACUGGAAGAACAAUUGAAACAGUACAGGGUCCAGAGACACAAGGAAAGGUCUCAUAAUUCAUCACCCAAAAACCGUCCUUGUAGUACUCUUGACCCUGAACUCAUGAUGCAUCCAGAAACCCUUCCCCGUGCCAGCACUGUGUCAAUGACAAAGGAAUAUUCCUUCAUGCGCACCAGUGUCCCACGUGGACCCAAAUUGGGAAGCCUGGGCAUCCCUUCAUCCAGCAAACAAAAGUCCACAAAAUCGUCCCGUUCUAGUAAAAUUCGUUCUUUAGCUGAUUACAGAGUCAGCGAAAUGGAAAUUAAAAACGGCAGCAUGAAUUCGCAAUCUGGGGACACAACACUGGGAUCGCUGAAGUCUAGUCUGAGUUCUACAUCUGUGGUUUCAGAAAUCAGUUUAAACUCUGAAGUGGAAGAUGGACUUGACACCAGCCUUCUGAUAGCAGACAACAUAUCUGAGGUCGAUGGCAGUGAAUCUGGGAUCCGACAGGACGACAAUGAAAGUGACAGCUCUAUGCACAGUAGCGUUUCUGGUGUGAGAGUCUACAGCAUGCUUUCUUCUGUGGUGAACCACUGUGAAGCCUCAUACAAUAUUGAUGGCCAAGAGAUCUCCCCAGAAGCACUUGGGCAGUACCCCUCACUUCAAGAGGUGUUGCAAUCAGCUAAAGAUGAACAUGAUCUCCUUACUCAGGACACAGACUUGAAUGGAGAAACACGUAGCCGGCGGGACAGCAUCUCCAGCAGUGUCUCUCUAGGUAGCUCUGUAAUGGGAAGUCAUGAUGAUAUGUUGCAAAUUCUUAAAGAAAAAAUGCGUUUGGAGGGACAGCUGGAGGCACUGUCCUCAGAGGCUAGCCAGGCCUUGAAAGAGAAGACAGAGUUACAAGCACAGCUGGCUGCAGUGAAUGCUAAACUCCAGGCUCAGCUGGAGCAAAAUGAGGUGAAUCAUGAGAGACAAACUUCUCUCUCUUCAGAAGUGGGUAGUCUAAGGAAGAACUGUGCAGAUUUGGAGGUGGCCAUGGCAGAACUACAGAGCACCCUGGAGGCUAAGAAUUCAAGCCUCUUGUCGCUCAGCAAUGACUUGCAGGUAGCAGAAGAACAGUACCAGAGGCUUAUGGGAAAAGUGGAAGAAAUGCAGCAAACAUUAGCAUCCAGGGACAACUCUGUUCAGGAGCUUCACCAUCAGGUGACUCGCCUGCAAAGCCAACUUCAGCAGGUCCAGCUGGAGCGGAGUACUGUGGUUAACAAACUAAAGACAUCUGAGUCUGAAAUUGCACAACUGCAACAGGUUCGCCAGUGGUACCAUCAGCAGCUUACAAUAGCCCAGGAAGCACGUAUUCGGCUGCAAAGUGAAAUGGCUAAUAUGCAGGUUGGACAAAUAACUCAGACGGGGGAACUGGAACAUCUUAAGCUAGAAAAUGUUACACUUUCUCAUCAACUAACAGAAACCCAGCAACGGUCUAUCAAGGAGAAAGAACGUAUUGCAGCUCAGCUUCAAAAUAUAGAGGCUGACAUGUUUGACCAAGAAGCAGCAUUCCAUCAAAUUCAGGAGGCCAAAUCAAUGGUGGAAGAUGACCUACAACGGAAACUUGAUGAAUUUGAUGAAGAGAGGCAACAUCUUCAGCAGCUGGCCAAUUCAGCCAGCAUCUUGGAAAAAGAGCUUGAGCAGGUAAAUUUAACCCUGUCACAGAAGGAUCUACAACUGGACGUUCUACAGCAUGAACACUUGGAACUGAUGAAGCAGCUUACAGUAUCUCAGGAGGCUCUUCAUACCAAAGAACAGUCACUAAAUGAUCUGCAGACCCGAUAUGAAGAGCUGGAAGCUCAGCUCAGUGAGCUACAGACAGAAGAUAAUGCCAAGGAUGAUACCAUUCAGUAUCUACAGAAAGAAAGGAUUGUCCUAGAGGUAGCACUGCAAUCAGCACGGGCUGAAAAGGAUGUUUUGGAUGAGGGAGUCCAAAAGUUGGGUGAAGGGACACUUGUGGCAGCUGAUAUGCUCGAUGAACUAAAGCAGGAGAUCAAAGUAAAGAGUACUCAGAUUGAAGCCAUGCAACAGGAAAACAACAGUCUGAAGAAACAAACACAAAAACUAAAAGAGCAGUACCUCCAGCAAAAGGUAAUGGUUGAAGCCUACCGCCGGGAUGCAUCUUCUAAAGACCAAUUAAUUAGUGAACUGAAAGCCACAAAAAAGAGGCUAAUUUCAGAAGUGAAGAACUUAAAGCAAGAACUGAUCAAUGUACAGGGAGAAAAGAAAUCAACUGAAUUGGAACAUGCUAGGCUGCAGAAGGAAGUAUCCCAUAUCCAGCAGCAGAUGGCCAGUUUGGAGGAGCACUUACAGACUGUACAGAAUGAGCGGGAUCAGCUAGAUACUCAGCUUCAGUCCCUGCAGUUUGAUCAUAAUCAGCUCGCAACUAUUACUCAAGAGAAUGAAGGAUUAAGGAAACAAGUGGAAGAAAUGCAAAAUGAGGCUAAAAAAGCCAUUUCUGAGCAAAAGGUAAGAAUGAAGAAGCUGGGAACUGAUCUAACUAGUGCCCAGAAGGAAAUGAAAGCCAAGCAUAAAGCCUAUGAAAAUGCAGUAAGUAUUUUGAGUCGACGGCUACAAGAAGCUCUAACAGCCAAGGAAACCACAGAAGCAGAGCUAAACAAGUUAAAAGCCCAGGUCACUGAUGGAGGCAAUAAUGAGGUUCUCCAGAAUAAAAUAGACACUCUGCAAAUGGAUCUGCAGGCAGCCAAUCACAGCAAGGCCUUGUUGGAAAAGGAACUACAGGAAGUGAUCUCUUUGACUAGUCAAGAACUUGAAGAGUAUAGAGAGAAAGUUCUGGAACUAGAAGAUGAGCUCCAGGAAUCGCGUAACUUCCGGAAGAGAAUCAGGCGGCUGGAAGAUAUAAACAAAAAGUUGUCUCUAGAGUUAGAGCAUGAGAGAGGAAAGCUUGCUGGGCUGGGGCAGUCUCAUGCCUCAUUACGGGAACAUACCAGCAUUUUGGAAACGGCACUGGCUAAACGAGAGGCAGACUUGGUUCAGCUUAAUAUGCAGGUUCAGGCUGUUUUAAAAAGAAAAGAGGAGGAGGAUCAGCAGAUGAAACAACUCAUACACACAUUGCAAGCAGCAUUAGAAAAAGAAAAAGCCAAUGUUAAUGACCUCAAGCAACAGGUGGCUGCAGCAAAGGCAGAAGCAGCACAUAACAGACGCCAUUACAGGGCAGCAGCUUUGGAGCUAUCUGAAGUUAAGAAGGACUUGCAGGCCAAGGAACAGAUCUUCACUGCCCUAAAACUAGAAGCUGAAAAACUUCAGGCACAGGACAAAAAGCAUUCAAAUGAAGUACUGCAGUUUCAGCAAGAGCUGGCAGAUGCACACUUACAAUUGCAGCUCUUACAGAAGCAGCUGGAGAAGCAGCUUAGUAAACAGCCUGUGACAAAUCAGGAGGUUGAAGAUUUGAAAUGGGCAGUGGAGCAGAAGCAACGAGAAAUAGAAGCACAGAAACAACAGCUUGAAUUGACAGAGCAGCGCAACUUAAGAGAACUCGAAAGCCUGAAGGGUGCACUGCAGAGUAUUAAAGCUGAACUAGAACUAGUCCAGGAGGAGUUGAGUGGCACUAGAAAGGACAAGUUCAUGCUGCAGGCCAAGGUUGCAGAGCUAAGAAACACUAUGAAAACACUGUUACAGCAGAACCAGCAGCUAAAACUGGAUCUGAAACAGAGUCGCAGCAGAAGGAGAGUAGAAUAUAAGAGUGAAACCAAUGCAUCAAAUCCAGUGACACCAGUAAAAAUUCCUGACUGUCCAGUUCCAGCCUCUCUUCUUGAAGAGCUCCUGAAACCAUCAACAACAGUUAGUAAAGAGCCUCUGAAUAACCUUCAUAACUGUCUGCGACAGCUCAAGCAGGAGAUGGACAGUCUGCAGAAACAAAUGGAGGAACACACAGUUACAGUUCAUCAGUCCAUAUGCACCUCGAAUAGCACUGAAGGAGAGCUAACAGAACUGACAAGUAACAAUGGUACACAAUCGGAAACUAAACUGAGUAAAAGCAAGCCAGUGACGAUUGAUCCCAGUGGGAGCACAGUAGCAGAUGACUUGGAAAAUAUUCCCAUGCUCCCCUCAAGCGAGUCUCCUUAGUCACUCUAAUGUGGGCAUCAAAAGGAAGACAAGGAUCAGUAAUAAUAAAUGUAUUUGUUUUAACAUCUGGGUUUAUAGGGAUAAGUGGUCAGUUCUGUUUUGGUGGCUGCUUUUUCUGAAGCGAAUAUAAAAUAACAUUAAUAAUACCCCAAUUUUAUUGUGUUAUUAAUCUAUAAUCUGCAAUGGUUUUGUUUGUUCAUAAUGAGCAAUAUAAUACUCAAUGUAAGACCCACAAAACAAAACUGCAGCACCUUAUGUAUAAACAGCUGUUGGUGCAAGUUUAGGAAUUUAAUUGGCAAAUGAUAUGAAGAAGAAUAUAUUUAAUUUAUAACAGCAUGUUUUCUCCUUCUGUCUCCUAAAUCAACAUAUUGAGCUGGGUCUCUCGAUUUUUUUUUUUUCUUCUUACAUCCCUUUCUUUGUCAUUUGAUUAUAAUUUUUUUAAGUUAUUUACUUGUUUUUGUGCAUUUUUUUUUUACUUUGUUUUACAAACAUGGAAUCGCACAGAAUCCCAAAUAUCUGCCACUUUAAAGCCUGUUUGCUGAGAUGUUGUUACUCAUUUUAUAUUUACUUAUAAGUAUGUACAGAAAAUACCAUUUAUUUGAAAAAUAAUAUAUCAGUCAGGAAAAAUAUAUAUAGGAAAAGUGAUUAAAAAAAAUGCUUUGCUUGUGUGGAUGCAAGGACACUUGUAUUCAUUGUAUUUUAAGUUGAAGAACUGUUUUUUUUUUUACUUGGGGAUGUAUUUGUCCAUACAACUUGGAGUAUGAAAGUGUUAAACUACUAAACUGUUUCACUAAGGGUACCUUUUUAAUUUAUUGCAAUGAAUGUUUCAAAAGGAUAAGAUUUUAUUUUGUAUGUGUUAAGGUGAUAUUAAAAGGUAAUUGAGAACAUGUUAAAUCAUGAUAUUUGUAUUGCCAUUCUGGGUAUGGGAGGAAGUUGGGUUGUUUAUGGAACAUGCAUAUCAAAAAAGGAAAGUAUAACUGUAUUCUGUUAUGUCAUUAGUAUUUUUUUAAUUGUACUUAUGAUGUCACCUCUGUAACAUUUCUUUAAAAGAAAGAUAUUUGAACAUUAUUAUAUGCAGCAAACCAAAGGCUGUAUGUAACAAGCUCAGUUUGUUAGAGCUCAGAACAAUGGACAGCCACAAAUUUAAUGUCCAUAUACCAUAGACGGCUUUUUCAUUUUCUCGUUUUUUUAAAGAAUGACUCGGCAUUUAAGUUACAAACUGCUCUUACUUCUCUGACACUUCCAAAACAUGAUGUGUAAUACCUAUAACAAGGCUGCUAUGUUGUACUUUGAAGCCUAGCUUUCAACUGAAAUGUGCAUCAGUUUGCAUGGAGGGUCUUGAAUUAUAAAGAGACCAAAAAUGAUAACAGUGCCCUUCUUGUGAGAAUGGUGCCUUCAUUUCAUGACUCUCCAUUGCAGGUUGCCAGCUUAGCUCUUAUUACAUUAAUGCUUUUCCCAAGAGUUCUCUGUCAAAUGAAUUUCACCAUUCUGGCAUCCCAAGUGGCCUACAGUAACUAACAUUAAGCCUGAGUUCCUCUGUAAAUAUCUAAAUGGCAUUAUAUGUUUAUUCAUAAGCUUGACAAUUAUCAACCAAGCAGUCUGCCUUAACGGAAUGUUUAUAACAUUUGUAGUUAUUUAAUUGGAUCCAUUUAGUCUCUCUCAUGUGCUAAAUAUACAUUAAGUGCCACUAAAAGUGCAGACUAGUUUGAAAUGGAUAUCAAGUGAGCAUUCCAGCUGUCUCGUAUGUUUCAGAUAAUGCAAAUGAAUCUAACCAUUUGUAUGUUUUUGACACAAGUUGUCAAGACAAAACUGAUUUAUUGCUGUGUUUGGAUACAUUGGUCAUGACUCUAUGAACUGCAUCUGAAGUAUUUUACUACUGAAUUGUCUAUCAGUAACAGGCAAUGUAUUUAGCAAAAAGUACAUUUGGAAUAGACCUUAAUGUAUCCUCAUAGAACAGCCAAGUGUAAGUGUCAUGCAAAUACAUGUUGCUGGUUCUCAUCUUAUAUUAGAAAUUUAAAGUACCAAAAACAUCACUUUUCAAACUGACAGGGUCUUGAGUAUGAGUAAAUUGCUCCGAAAGGAAAAAAAAAUGAAAUGCAUUUACUAUAACCCAAUUGAACUGAUGCUGUUUUAUUAAUUUUACAUCACAAAUCUUCCUUGAUGCUUAAAACUCCUUGUACAGUUUAACAAGCUGAAAGCUUGUGUUAUCUGCAAAUUCCUGCGGUUUUGUGCAAUAAACUAUUUUUAGAAAUGGA
Molecule: messenger RNA, 7159 nt
Organism: Polypterus senegalus (gray bichir)
Lineage: Eukaryota; Metazoa; Chordata; Cladistia; Polypteriformes; Polypteridae
Gene: golga3
Product: golgin A3
Exons: 24
Coding region: 453-4904 (1483 amino acids)
Source: RefSeq, a predicted model, not a curated record